AUGACCUGUGAUUUCAUCUGCUAUUGGGCCAGAAAUCCCGAACCUCAAACGUGGUUUCGAGACUUCUGCCAUGCAGACUUCUCGGGAAUGCGCAUCUUUCUUGAACAAAUCACAGUGAGACCAGCUCCAGUAAGAGAACUAUAUAGGACCAUUGUCCAAAAUGUUCACGAGGCUGACGCAACGUUUGUCCCAAAAAAACCGCCACGCACUCGGAUGAACCGCAGGCUGCCAGAAAGGAUUCGGCGACUUCUGGAAAAAAUAUACCAACUCUCUUUGAAGAAGUUGACCACAGGGUAUACAGAAGGUGAGGUGGCAUUCCGUAAAAUGCGGGACCGCUGUAAAUCGGAAAUGCGCAAUUGGAACAUACGGAAACAAGCCACCAUCCUGGACCUCGCUCGAAAAAACAAAAACGUAUGGUUCAAAUACGCGAUACAUCGCCGCAGAAACAAGCCAUCCGCCUUCUCCUUGGGGGACAGAUACGAAGAACCGACGAACGACACAACAGUGAGAACACUACGCGUGUCUAUACUCAGCCCCAGUCCCACACGCCCCGCUGCUCCACAAACUAAAGGACCAGUGCUGUUUCUGAUCUACGUCAACGACCUCCCAGAUGUUCAUGCAAGUCCAUGUAUACCUUUUGCGGACGACUUGAAAUCCUGGGGUACCAAUGCCAGUGCCCUCCAAAUGGAUGUACCCGCUGCCAAGCAGUGGUCGUUGGGCUGGCAUCUGACUCUGAAUGAUGAAAGGUGCGUCCGUAUGUCGUUUGGAAGAGACUCAGCGAACGCCUUUGUUAUGCAUGGUAAGAAAGGACCAGAAAACAUCAUGAGGAUAGAUGCCAAAAAGGAUUUGGGCUUCUGGGUCUCCUCAAACUUGUCCUUCUCACUGCACCAUGAGAAAUCGGCCCGAAAAGCAUUAGCCAUUUUACGGAUGAUCCGACGCACCUUCUCCCGUACUACUCGCAUGGACUUCCAAAUACUCUAUGGGGCCUACGUCAGACCGCUCCUGGAUUUCGCCAACCAAGUUGUCUACUCAGGACGCACGAAAGACGUCACCCUCAUUGAGCGUGUCCAGCGAGCCGCUACGAGAAUGGUUGCCGGCCUCAAAUCCGUGGACUACGAAACGCGUCUCGCGAUGCUUGAUCUCUUUCGUCUGGAGUACCUCCGCCUUCAAUGGGACCUAAUUCUUACUUACGCCCUCUUGGCAAAUAGGUUUUUCUUACCGUUGAACCAGCAAACACACAACGGGGACAUAGUGAGAAAAUUUUCAGCUCAGAGCUUACUUACGCCCUGUUUGAAUAAAGCUUGGCAAAUAGCAAACACACAACGGGGACAUAGUGAGAAAAUUUUCAAGCUCAGAGCACACACAUUAGACAAAAAUUUUUCUCAUUUUGGGCAGUGGGUCUGUGGAAUGACCUUCCUCCGACGGUUGUCCACGCUCUUUCUAGAACCCACAAUUAUCUUAUCUCGGUUACCAGCAUCAGGUACGGACAACGAUACAAAAUCACCGAAUCUCAUAUCGGAUGCCAUAUUUUUCGACUUCUCAAAAGCAUUUGAUAGGGUCCCACACGUCCCGCUGCUCCACAAACUCGAGUCUUACGGAAUUCAAGGGAAAAUCCUUCGCUGGAUCAAGGCGUUCCUAUCAGACAGGUCAUUCCGAGUGAGAAUAGGCUCAACCUAUUCCUCUCCAGCGCCGGUCUCCAUUGGAGUUCCUCAAGGCUCCGUCUUGGGACCACUCCUGUUUCUGAUCUACGUCAACGACCUCCCAGACGUUCUUGCGAGUGAACGACAGCCACUGACCGACAAGAACAAAACCGACCCGGGAAUCUUGGGCAAAAGCCUCGAUCCUGUGUAUCAAUCCCCACCAAAGAAGGCUGCCGAGAAGAAAAAGAAGAGGACAAGUAAGAAUACAACGGUUAUUCAUGGAGUGAGCACGGCGGAUAUGACGAAGGAAGAGAUAGAAGCUUUUGUCAUACUACUCAGAGAGGAGGUUGAUCGUGAAAGACAGGAGCGGAACCUUGCAACCCUGGAGAAAGAAAAAAUAAUAAAUUUUUGGGAACUUACCAAAAAGCAACUCGAUGAUUCGCGUGCCGUCCUCGCAAAGAAGGAAAGAGAGAUAGAAGAUGCGGACGAACGGCACCAACUGGAAAUGAAGAUUUAUCGUCAAAAAUUGAAACACUUGAUGUUUGAACAAAAUGCCAAAGAAUCAGAAGCCAAAAAGGAGGCAAUUCAAGGACUGAGUAAUGAAAAAGACGAAGCUCGGGCAGAGAUAAGAGCGAUUCGGAAUGAGAACUACGCAUUAAAAGCAAAGUUACGCCAGCAGCAAGUACAAUCGGAGGAAGCUGUAAAGAUGCUUAAGCGACAGCAUGAGCUUGAUUUAGCACACAUCAGACAGGAUUUUUCGCGCCAAAUAGAGGAAAUUGAGGCACGAGCAGCAAAACAAAUGAACAUGCUCCGGGAACAGAUUGACACACAACGUCGAGUAGAGGUUCACAUGACCGAAGAACACAAGAACAAACAUAUCCAAACUCUGGAAGCCAACCAUGAACGUGCGUUUGCCAAUAUGAAAGCUUACUACAACGAUAUAACUCUGGGAAAUAUUAGUGUCAUCAAAACGUUAAGGGAAAAUAUUGAUGAACUACGAUCACAGCUGGGACGGGCACAAAACUUGCUUGAGUCAACGCAGUCUGAACUGGAACAGAAGACACAAACACUGUGCAAGCUGGAUAAAGAAAACGCUCACUUACGUCAUGUUGCAAAGUUAUACGAAAGCGAAAAAAUUGCACACAUGCUGACCAAGCAGAAUGCUAAGAAAACGGUUCUGGCAAUGCAGAAGACUGAAAUGAACCUGGACAUCAUGACGGAAAGGUUCGAUGCGCUAGAUAAAAUGCGCAGUGGUCUCGCGUCCCAGUUUGAAAAGCUUUUGAUGAAUGUUCAACAGCGCACGGGAUUGAGGGCUUUGCUGGUGGAGCGGAAAUUGAAGCACCUAACUGAAGCCCUCGAAGCUCGUGAGGCUCAAAUCACGCAGCUUGUGAUCGCACUGAACAGCGAUCCAUCCGCUGUGGAACACGCGCGUCAACACUUGGAGGAACUGCUACGCAAGAAAAACACUGCGAUCGAGGAGCUACAAUAUGAAGUGAUGCGAAUGGGAAAAGCCUAUAAUGAAUUGUGGGCGACAUGUCAACGGAAGUUGGUGGAUGAAAUGAACUCACCAGUAAACCUAGGAAUCAUGCCAGUCAAAGUUAACGUGAACCUAACAUCGCCAUUCAAUCCUUCGACGGCUAUCGGUCAGAAAGUUGCCGACAAUACAAAUUCAGAAGAAAGUUCGCAAAAACUAUUAGGCGAACCGAAAUCCACAAUUGUACCGAUGGGUCAGGGUCCAACAGGAUUGGCAUCAGUUGCUCCGUUUUGAUUUCUGCUCCACUUCUCAUUGAACUGGUAUAUCGGGAUCUCGAGGAUAUGAACUAUGACGACCGUAACAAAACACACGACCAAAGACAAAUGAUUUAUCGCAUAAUUAGUGAUUGAAUAAGGGACAAAACCAGCAAAAUAAGGUCGAUUUGGAACUUUACGCGACCACACUAAAAUUCUCUGAGUUCAUAUAACCGCAAAUUCUACAUAACCUUCGAAUUUCCAUCCUCAUAUUUGUCAGAAGAAUGAACCUUGUGACAGCAUGAGUUUUUUUAUUGAACAAAUUUGUGGAAAUGCACGAACAGGUUUGCAUCCGCUGAACAUUUAUGGCGCAUCUAGAUCUAUGUACGGACGUCGCGGAAAACCACGCCUGUGCAAGAAAAAAAUUAAACAUGUGCUUCAACAAAAAAUCAGGACAACGACACCCAAAGUACAGACCCACUAAAUAAAAAGGUUACCUGACUUUCCGCUAAGAUUCUGAAAAAUGAGCGCCAUCCUCAGGAAGAGGCCUUUUUAGCGGCAGCAUUAACAAAUUCAGUGGCAUCAUUUCAGCGUCACGGGGAGCAAAAC
Opisthorchis viverrini is the source of this 3977-nucleotide messenger RNA. RefSeq lists its product as hypothetical. Gene Ontology annotation, biological process: cell motility. The record is from RefSeq and is a predicted model, not a curated record. NCBI's taxonomy places the organism in Eukaryota, Metazoa, Platyhelminthes, Trematoda, Opisthorchiida, Opisthorchiidae. Gene Ontology annotation, cellular component: motile cilium; microtubule; Golgi apparatus. Gene Ontology annotation, molecular function: small GTPase binding; microtubule binding. The coding region runs from base 1 to 3408 and encodes 1135 amino acids. The transcript has 14 exons.